Messenger RNA from Amphiprion ocellaris (clown anemonefish), 2421 nucleotides. RefSeq names its product collagen alpha-1(VI) chain-like. The transcript has 7 exons. The record is from RefSeq and is a predicted model, not a curated record. NCBI's taxonomy places the organism in Eukaryota, Metazoa, Chordata, Actinopteri, Pomacentridae. Bases 1 to 1269 code for a protein of 422 amino acids.
AUGCUGUGUUUGAUUAUAUGUGUGUUUUCUUUUGUGUCUUUAGAGUGUAAAUGUGCACCUGUGGACCUGGCCUUCAUUGUGGACAGCUCAGAGAGUAUCGGUGCCACCAACUUUGCUCUUGCCAAAGACUUUAUCAUCGCAGUCAUUGACAGACUGGUCAAAGACCAGCAAGUCAAGUUUGCAGUGGACCAAUCCACCGUGAGCGUUGUCCAGUACAGUGGAUCACGAGCCCAAGAGAGCGUCAAACUCGUCAGCAACCUCACCGAGUUUAAACAGGCAGUGAGAGACUUGCGCUGGCUGGCUGAGGCCACGUACACAGGAGAGGCUCUUGAUUAUGCUCUGAACGAAACAAUCAUAGAAAUGAAGAAAGACAACAGAGUUGUCCUCGUUCUCACCGAUGGACGUUCUGAUAUCUCCAGGGACAAGACUCCCCUCAACAUACUCUGCGGUAAAAACCUCCAGGUGGGUGGUUUAGGUGUGAAGGACUACUCAGGCCGACAGCCCAACCAGGAGCAGCUGGAAGACGUGGUCUGUAAGAACGACCCCAAACCAGGUUUCUCCUUCGUCCUGGACAACUUUGCUGGGCUGCUGGAGGACACUUUCCUUCAGAACCUCACAAGCAGAAUCUGUCAAGAGAAGAGAUGCCCGGACUACAAAUGUUCCAUCUCUUUCGAAGAGGGUGCUGAUAUUUUGGUGAUGAUGGACAGCUCAGCCAGUGUCGGCCAGAAGAACUUCGAGACAAGCAAGAUGUUUGUCCAGCGCCUGGCCGAGCGUUUCCUAAACGCUGAGAAGAAGAGACGUGCCAUCGUCAGAGUUGGCGUGGCCCAGUACAGUCGCAGCGCCCGCAUGGAGCAGGAGCUGACCACCAACCUGACCCUGCUGACCCGUCAGAUCAACGAUGCAGCCUUCCAAAACGACGGCACCAACUUGCUGGAUGCCAUAAGAUUUGCCAUCAAUAAUUUACGCAGUCGUGGAGACGCAUCCGGAGGCAAGAAGAAGCUGGUGCUGUUCUCCGACGGCAGGUCUCAGAGCGUCAGCGAGCCCGAACUGCAGAGGCAAGUCCGUGCGGUGGUGGACGCCAACAUUCAGCUUUUCGUCAUCUCGGCCGGCAGCCAAGUCAAUGAAGCCAACCUGCGCACGCUGGUGAGCCGGGGGCGGCAGGACGACAUCAGCUACGCUCAGCGCCACCUGUUCCGGGUCCCAGAUUACUCCUCGUUGCUGCGCGGCGUCUUCUACCAAACCGUCUCCCGUAGGGUUUCCCUGCCCUGAACGCAGGGCCAAGAACCACACGCUUUAGAUUUUUAGUCCCAUUAUGAAUAUUCAGUCUCACUCAUUUACCAUACACUGUGUUCUAAAAAGCAAUGUCACAAUUGAAUGUCUAGCAGACAAAUGUAAAUAUUUUUCAUGAAAAGUCCAGAAAUUUUUUUACCCUGAGUUCAUCCUCCAAGGCACCAUCUCAGGCUGUGUACGACUCUAUAUCAAGAUGCUGACCUGAAGUUUAGCGCUUGCCUUUUCUGCCUUGGAGGUAAAGUUCGAGUAGAAAAGUCUCAAUCAGCUUGACUCACUUUGGUCCUGGAGAGCCAUCAGUUCUGAUCAUAUCACCAUAGCGUUUAUCUGCAUUAGGCUGAUUUCUACUCAGGUAUUCCCUGUAUCACUCUCAGCUUUACCACCAGUGAGGGCUCAUUGAGGCCGCACUUUCUCGUUUCUCCAGGACCGAAGUUCCUGCUGUUUGAAUGGUUCUGUUUAGAGUGUAAUGUGGACUCAUUUUUGCAGCUCUUACCGUUCUUUCAAGUGGUGUCGGAUGCAUUGUGUCAUAAUCUUAAUGUGAAGCACAGCUGUGAACUGAAAACAUAGACUUUAAUUGGUGAUUUCUUGCAGCACUUCAUUGACCCGCAGGGCUGGCUCUUUCUUAAUUGCUGUCUAAACUUUAUUUUAAGGUUUGCCCCCAUUAAAAUAUGUUGUGAAACUUAAUCUGAAAGGCAAUGACAUAGUCCUGACCUGCAGAUAAAUGGCACCCGACAUCACUUGAAAGCUCUAUUAGAUCACCAAAGCAGGAUGUGAUAUCAGGCAAACCUUCAAAGAAAACCAAUCAGUUUUUCAGCUGGUACUAAUAAGGACAUGACAGCUGGACUAAACAUGUGUGUUUCUGUGUGUGUCGGUGUGUGUGUGUGUGUGUGUGUGUGUAUGUGUGUGUGUGUGUGUGUACAUCGUUUACAUGUAUGUGUGUGGUUUUUUACGCGUAGCCUUGAGCUUCCAUAAACAGUUGUGUCGAGGUCACUGGUUCAAAUCCAGACUAACAGAAUGAGAGAACCCUGUUCUUUAUUGUCCGUGCAGCAGAGAAGCCUCAGUCGAACACACACACACACACACACACACACACACACACACACACACACACACACACACACACACACACACACA